Heterotrigona itama is the source of this 591-nucleotide messenger RNA. The record is from the annotation of a GenBank genome assembly. Lineage: Eukaryota; Metazoa; Arthropoda; Insecta; Hymenoptera; Apidae.
AUGAAAACGGAACAAAACGAGAAAGAAUGGACAAGGAAAGAUAUAAAGGCACUUGCAUUAAUUAAUAUACAUAUAACGCAAGGUCAACUCAUUUACUUAAAAAAGGCUAAUACAUCAAAAGAGGCAUGGGAAAAAUUAGAAAAUGCGUUUGAGUCAAAAGGUCCCAUGAGAAAAACGACGCUAAUAAAGGAGUUGGUACAAACAAACGAAUACGAGCACAAAGCCGAACAAAUUCGAGCGGCAGGCAUAGAGCUGCCGGAUUACUUGUUGUCGAUAAUGAUGCUAGCUUCUUUAUCACCCGAAUAUGAAAGCUAUACCGGAGCGAUUGAAUCACGUGAUGAGAUACCCUCGUUCGAAUAUUUAAAAACAAAAUUAAAAGAAGAGGAAGCAAGACAGAACGAUCGAAUGGCCAAAUCAUGCCAGAAUAACGAAAUAUCAGAAGCUCUCAUCGCAAAGAACAACCAAUUGAAAUACAAUCAAUCACGAACGUAUGCUAAGGAAAGAAAUGUUAUACAAAAUAAUCCAAGGAACAACAAGAACUGUUUUAAGUGUGGCAAACCUGGCCAUAUAGGUCGUUCUAUUCUAAAGUAA